This is a messenger RNA of Calidris pugnax (ruff), 1038 nucleotides long. It is a transcript of the gene SLC25A47, whose product is annotated as solute carrier family 25 member 47. The record is from RefSeq and is a predicted model, not a curated record. Gene Ontology annotation, molecular function: transmembrane transporter activity. The coding region runs from base 151 to 1038 and encodes 295 amino acids. Gene Ontology annotation, cellular component: mitochondrion. The transcript has 6 exons. Lineage: Eukaryota; Metazoa; Chordata; Aves; Charadriiformes; Scolopacidae. Gene Ontology annotation, biological process: transmembrane transport.
CAAGAGAAGCCAGUAGGGAGGUGAUUCAUAUUGCAAACCACACUGUCUCCGAAGGACCUGCGGGGCUGUGGAAAGACCGAACCGGAAUCCUCCUUUCUUCUACCUCCCUAACGGUUAAUCAGGGUAAUUAAGGCAGCAGGCUCAGUCUGGAUGGAUUUCAUUGCUGGGGCCAUUGGAGGUGGUCUGAGCACAGCAGUGGGCUAUCCGCUGGACACAGUGAAGGUGAGAAUUCAGACGGAGAGGCACUACAAUGGGAUUUGGCACUGCAUUCAGGAAACAUACAGGACAGAAAAAGUUUGGGGAUUUUACAAAGGCAUGUCUGCCUCGGUCCUCUCGGUAUCGGUGAUUUCUUCUGUUUCGUUUGGCACGUACAGAAACUUCCUCUGUACCAUCUGCAAGCUGCGAUACGGGGCUGCAGAUGCGACGCCGUCCAAGCUGGACAUUUCUCUCGCUGGAGGCGGUGCCGGAGCUGCCCGGGUUGUGCUGAUGGCCCCCAGUGAGGUGGCUAAAGUUCGCAUGCAGACUCAGAGGAACCCACACCCUUCCCUCACAUCUCCCCAGCCUGUUCCCAAGCCAAAGUACCGAGGGUCUCUGCACUGUCUGAAGGUGAUCGCCAAGGAGGAAGGGCUUGGGGGUCUCUACAAGGGCUGCUCUGCACUGCUCUGCAGGGACUGCUCUUCUUCUGCAAUAUAUUUCCUCACCUAUUCUGCUCUGUGCGACUGGCUCACACCAGCUGGGAAAAAUAAACCGGGGUUCCUGGUUGUGCUGCUGUCUGGUGGCUUUGCUGGGGUCCUGGCCUGGGGAUUAGCUACUCCCAUGGAUGUCCUCAAAUCGCGGAUGCAAACGGAGGAGUCGGAGCAGCACAAGUACAAAGGCCUCCUGCACUGUGCCAGGGAGAGCGUGAGGAGGGAGGGGGCAAAAGUGCUUUUCAAAGGACUGGGUUUAAACUGCAUUCGUGCCUUUCCUGUGAACAUGGUGGUGUUUGUAACGUAUGAAGCUGUACUGAGAUUCACAGAGCAUUAUACAACCAAAAAAUAG